Molecule: messenger RNA, 7536 nt
Organism: Phascolarctos cinereus (koala)
Lineage: Eukaryota; Metazoa; Chordata; Mammalia; Diprotodontia; Phascolarctidae
Source: RefSeq, a predicted model, not a curated record
ACCGCUCUGCUCCUCCCUCUUCUUCUCUCUCCUUCCUUCUCCGCCUCCUCAGCGCUCGGGCUAGAAUAUCUAUGGGGCGAAACGUGAUGCGAUGAAUCUGAGAGAGACCGAAACUGGGACGCGGAACGCGGCGGAAGCGGCGAGACGCCGGGGCCGGGUCAUGGGGGCUUCGCCACAAUAGAGGCGCCCCCUCCCCCCUCGGAGCGAACUCCCCCAAAUCCCCUGGUCACAGGAUGGCGGCGGAGGCAGCGGCCCCGUCUCAGAUCGAAGCCGAACUGUAUUACCUGAUCGCCAGGUUCCUGCAGUCCGGACCCUGCAAUAAAUCUGCUCAGGUGCUAGUGGAGGAGCUGGAGGAGCAUCAGCUGAUCCCGAGGCGUCUGGAUUGGGAGGGGAGAGAGCAUCAGAGAAGCUUCGAAGAUCUGGUGACGGCCAAUGCACACAUUCCUCCAGACUACCUCCUUAAAAUUUGUGAGCGGAUUGGUCCCCUUUUGGACAGAGAGAUACCUCAGAGCGUUCCUGGGGUACAGACUUUGCUAGGCGUUGGCCGGCAGUCUUUGUUGAGAGGAGCAAAAGACUGCAGGAGUGCACUGUGGAAUGUAUCUGCUCUUGCAGCUCUCCACCGAGGCAGACCUCCAGAGCUACCGGCAGGCUAUAUGAGAGCCCCGAAUGUUGUAACGAUCACUUCUGCCAGACAGUUAACUGGAUGUGGUCGCUUCAGCCAUAUAUUCCCCUCAUCUUCUUACCAACAAAUGAAGAUGCACAAGAGAAUUCUGGGUCACUUAUCAUCUGUCUACUGUGUAGCAUUUGACCGAAGUGGGAGAAGAAUUUUCACAGGUUCGGAUGACUGUUUGGUAAAAAUUUGGGCUACUGAUGAUGGGCGGCUCCUCUCUACACUACGCGGGCAUUCUGCCGAAAUUUCUGACAUGGCUGUCAACUAUGAAAACACGCUUCUUGCUGCUGGCAGCUGUGAUAAAGUGGUCAGAGUAUGGUGUCUUCAAACCUGUGCACCAGUUGCUGUCCUUCAGGGGCAUUCAGCAUCUAUUACUUCCAUACAGUUUUGCCCAGCAAGGAAAGGAACAACCCGUUACCUCACUUCAACUGGUGCUGAUGGAACAAUUUGCUUCUGGCAGUGGCACGUGAACACACUGAAAUUCAAGGAUCGUCCACUGAAAUUUACUGAGAGGUCCAGACCUGGGGUUCAAAUUUCUUGCUCUUCUUUUAGUUCUGGUGGCAUGUUCAUUGUUACAGGUAGCACUGACCAUGUGAUUAGAAUAUAUUACUUGGGAUCAGAGUCCCCUGAAAAAAUUGCUGAGUUAGAGUCACAUACGGACAAAGUUGUUGCAGUUCAGUUUUGUAACAAUGGAGACAGUUUGAAAUUUGUUAGUGGAAGUAGAGAUGGAACUGCAAGAAUCUGGCAAUAUCAGCAACAGGAAUGGAAAAAUAUGGUGCUUGACAUGGCGACUAGAGCAACAGGGAACAACUUAGGAAGUGAAGACAAAGUGACUAAGCUAAAGGUGACUAUGGUGGCUUGGGACCGAUAUGAUGCCACCGUUAUUACAGCAGUGAACAAUUUCCUCCUAAAAGUAUGGAAUUCCAGCACAGGGCAGCUUCUUCAUAACCUAACUGGACACGAUGACGAAGUGUUUGUUUUGGAAGCACAUCCAUUUGACCAAAGGAUUAUGCUUUCUGCGGGUCAUGAUGGGAACAUUUUCAUUUGGGACCUUGACCGAGGAACCAAAAUUCGAAAUUACUUUAACAUGAUUGAGGGCCAAGGCCAUGGUGGUGUGUUUGAUUGCAAGUUCUCACCAGAUGGGCAACAUUUUGCCUGUACAGAUUCUCACGGACAUUUGCUGCUGUUUGGUUUUGGAUGCAAUAGAGACUACGAAAAGAUUCCAGAUCAGAUGUUUUUCCACACGGAUUAUCGACCGCUCAUUCGAGAUGCUAACAACUAUGUACUGGAUGAGCAGACUCAGCAAGCUCCUCAUUUGAUGGCACCCCCAUUUUUGGUGGAUGUGGAUGGCAACCCUCAUCCUACAGAAUUCCAACGGCUGGUGCCAGGACGGGAACAUUGUAAGGACCAACACCUUAUACCACAACUGGGCUACAUUGCUGAUGGUGAUGGUGAAGUGAUAGAACAGGUGAUUGGUCAACAAGCCAUGGAUCAAGAUGGAAUGAUCAGGGAACUGCAGAGGGAGCAGGAUCUAAGACUGGUUACUGAAGAAGGAAGUUCAUUUAUUCAUAUUAAUAGACCAUAUUCUUUUAGUGGAGCUGUGAGAAGCCCAAAUAUGGAGUUUGCCUCUUCUUCAAAUGUUGGAUUUCAACCCAGUGGUCAGAUGGAAAGUGUCCGACAAAUACAUAGUUCUUCUCGAAGUCAGGUGGCCGCUCAGAGGGAUUUCAUGUUGUGGAGCCAGAGAGUAGUGGUCAACGAACUAAAUCCUGGUAUUAGUCGGGUACAAGAAGAGUGCCGAGCUGCAAAAGGUGAAAGAGAAAUUACUCUUUAUACUUUUGAAAAGAAAAGAAAGCCAUCUCAUACCGUCCAGAGAAAUGAUUUUCAACCUGGUAGUGGACGAUCUUUACGAAGAACACAGCGCAAACGCCAACACGCUUACCGAACGCGCUCCACCAUAGAACAUAAUCCACAAGCACCAAGCCAGAAUGCAUUCGCCCAGGAAGAAUCAGAAAGCUCCUCAGAGGAAGAGGAAACUGGAGGCACUAGUGAUGCGUCUGCAGAUGAUGUUGUAGCCGAGUGGCAGAUGGAAAGCUCCUCCAGUGAUUCAUCAAGUGAUUAUUCUGAUUGGACAGCAGAUGCUGGAAUUAAUCUGCAACCUCCGAAGAGACAAACCAGACAGACAACACGGAAAAUAUGUAUCAGCUCUGAGGAAGAAAAUUUAAAGGAUACUAAAUCACUAGAAGAAAAGAAAAGUAAACCAAAACAGACAAGAAAAAAGAAACCUAGUGGACUGCCUGCUGUAACAGGUGAACCCAGUGAAGAGUGGCUUGCACCGCAGUGGAUCUUGGAUACCAUCCCACGCCGUUCCCCAUUAGUUCCACAGAUGGGAGAUGAGCUGAUAUAUUUUAGGCAAGGCCAUGAAGCUUAUGUGCGGGCUGUAAGAAAAGCAAAAAUAUACAGUGUUAAUUUGCAGAAACAGCCAUGGAACAAAAUGGACCUCAGGGAGCAAGAAUUUGUGAAGACUGUGGGAAUCAAAUAUGAAAUUGGACCACCUACACUUUGCUGCUUGAAGCUCGCAUUUCUGGAUCCCAUCUCAGGCAAAAUGACUGGAGAAUCUUUUUCCAUUAAGUACCACGAUAUGCCAGAUGUUAUUGAUUUCCUUGUUCUCCAUCAGUUUUAUAAUGAAGCCAAAGAAAGGAACUGGCAGACUGGUGACAGAUUUCGCAGUAUAAUAGAUGACGCAUGGUGGUUUGGAACUGUGGAGAGUCAACAGCCUUUCCAACCAGAGUAUCCUGACAGUUCCUUCCAGUGUUACAGUGUUCAUUGGGACAAUAACGAGAGAGAAAAGAUGAGCCCCUGGGACAUGGAACCAAUUCCAGAAGGAACUGCCUUGCCAGAUGAAGUUGGUGCUGGUGUCCCUGUAUCUCAGGAAGAACUGACUGCUCUGCUCUACAGGCCUCAAGAAGGAGAAUGGGGGGCUCAUUCUAGAGAUGAGGAAUGUGAACGGAUUAUUCAGGGCAUCGACCAUCUUCUUACCCUGGAUUUUGCUAGCCCUUUUGCUGUUCCCGUGGACCUUAGUGCCUACCCCUUGUAUUGCACUGUAGUUGCUUAUCCGACCGACCUCAACACAAUUAGGCGGAGACUUGAAAACCGAUUUUAUAGGAGAAUAUCAGCAUUGAUGUGGGAGGUACGAUACAUUGAACAUAAUGCCAGGACUUUCAAUGAGCCCGACAGUCCUAUAGUUAAAGCAGCCAAAGUUGUAACUGAUGUUUUACUUCGCUUUAUUGGGGAUCAGAGCUGUACUGAUAUUCUGUCUACAUAUAAUAAAGUUAAGGCAGAAGAUUUAAUAAGUACCGAGGAAGAUGGGGACCAGGAUGUUAGCAAUGAGGUGGUGGAAGUGCCAGAUUUAGAUUCCGAUGGUCCUGGAACAUCCUCUGGAAUAACAGUAAGAUGCCCACCCAAAACUUCCAUCCAAGCAACUCCUGUUGAAUGGGUUAAACAGUGUAAAGAACUUUUGAGCCUCAUUUAUGAACGUGAAGACUCCGAGCCCUUUCAACAACCUGUGGAUCAGUUGUCUUACCCGGAUUAUCAAGAUAUUAUAGACUCUCCUAUGGACUUCAGCACUGUGAAAGAAACUUUGGAAGCAGGAAACUAUGCCAGUCCUUUGGAAUUUUAUAAGGAUGUUCGCCUAAUAUUCACCAACUCAAAAGCUUAUACUCCUAAUAAAAAGUCAAGGAUCUACAGCAUGACUCUUCGCUUAUCUGCCUUAUUUGAAAAUCAUAUUAAAAAUAUAAUCUCUGAUUAUAAAUCUACCAUCCAGUGUCAGAAGAGGAAACGGCCCCCGUACAGAAAACGUCUCCGGAGCAGCAGUAGUUCACCAAAUAGUAGCAGAGCAUCAAGUCCAAAAGGAAAACAGAAACAAGCCAAGACAGAGUCUCAAAGUGACCCAAAUACCUCACUGCCUUUGACCCGGACGAGCUCUUCUGUCUCAUCUCAUGCGCACUCUCCUGAAAUUGAAGUUUCAGACCUUGCUGACGAUCCUGUUGGAUAUGUAGUUGAUGAAGCCAUUGAGGAACAGAGUUCGUCAUCAGAUUCAAAUGUACAAAGCCAAAAUGGAAGUAGUACCAAUCCAAGGAAAAGUACAUCGUCCCAGGGUAAAGUUACACCAGUUGAAAGAGAUCAGUCCAUGGAUGAGCCUCUUACAAAUGGUAAUGGAAAAGAGCACCAGAAAGGAGUGAAGAGAAAAUUACUUACUACAUCAGAAGAUGAUGAAAGCCUGGAUGAAGAAGGAGAGAAAAAAGGUACAAAAGAGAAAACAUGUUUAUCUUCGUCAGAGAGUGGGGAGUCUAGUUCAAGUUCUGAAAGUUCAUGUUGCUCUGAUACAGACUCUGAUUCAAGUUCUAGAACAGACCGUGAUUAUGUAGAAGGAGACCACGACUACAGCAAAGUCAUUCAUACUAGGCCUAAAAGAAAGAUCAGAAAGGAUCUCGCCAGUGGAAAAAGACCUUGGAAGACUAGAGGAGCUGGAGGAAGGGGUAGAUGGGGUCGAUGGGGCCGAUGGAGCCGAGGAGGAAGAGGAAGAGGAAGCAGAGGUCGUGGAAGUAGAGGAAGAGGAAAUGGAGCAAGGGGGAGAGGAAGAGGAAGAGGAGGAAGAGGAGCCGCCAGAGGAAGCUCUAGAGCCAAACGUGCACACAUCGCAGAAGAUGAAUUUGAGGUGUUUUCAGGUCGAUUUAGUAGACUGCCCCGAAUUAAAACAAGAAACCAAGGUCGGAGAACUGUUUUGUAUAACGACGAUUCUGACAAUGACAGCUUUGUUCCCACUGAAGAUCCGUUGAAUCUUGGUACAUCCAGAUCAGGCAGAGUACGUAAAAUGACAGAGAAGGCCCGGGUUAGUCAUCUCAUGGGAUGGAAUUAUUAACAAAUGAACAUUUUAGAAGAAUUUUUAAAAAUCAGAUCCCAAUGGCCUUCUACUACAGGGAACUUACCAGGCAUAUCUACCGAGCAAAUUGUGUGGGGACUUUCUGCUUCCUUCCAGUGGUGCUUUUUCAUUAUGCCAGUAUAUGUUUGUUUUGAGACUCGAGCUCUCCACACUUCAAUUUUCCCUGCAAGCCUUACUCAUUAGGCCUUAAAUUAAAGAAAUUCUGCUCCCCCCCCACACUACAUAUUUACUAUGUUAAAGGAGCUUCCGGCUUCUCUACAGUAGCAUGACAUUUUUAUCACAAAAAGGAAAUCGCCCUUUUUUUGGUUUUGUAUUAUAGAAAUUACAGCACCUUCUUACAGAGUUUUUAUAUAGUUUUUUUUUUACCAUUUUGAUUCCUAUACACAGUAAUAAUGAUAACUUUUGCACAAUACACCAAUCCUAAAGGCAGCUAUAAAAUGUUUACAGUUUCUAUAUUGUAAGAAGGAUCUGGAUUAUUUUAAUCAUCCCAGGCCAAACUUUCACAAAUUGUACUGAGCUGAAGUAUAUUUAUAGCACAGGUUUUUUUUGGGGGGGGAGGGGACCUGAGCAAGAAGAUGGGGAGCUGGGGGGAUCUUGAUAUGCUUUUCAUUGAUUCUUCAUGUUAAAAGAAUGUUUUUAAAAUGAUGUUUACCUGAGAGACAUAAGGAGCCUCCUGCUAUCUAAGAGAAUGAAGGAUUCUCUUCACCUGGGAAACAGUUACUGCUAAUAUGUGUUGGGUCACUUUUAGUGGUGGUAAAUCUGAUGUUUACACUUGAAAUCUGGGCAUCUUGCUGUGUUAAAAUGUCGGCCUGCAAAACUUUGGUCUCAACACUUGUGUUUUAGACCUCAGAAAAUGAGAUGUCUAAGACCCUCCUCUGGCUCACAACAAGAUUUUCUAGCUGAGCCACAAAGCCCUGAAAUUUUUGAUUUAUGGCAGAAUUGCCUGCAGUCUUAACUGUAACAUUAUAAGUGGUGCUUUACUAAAAUGUGUGGGGAGGGCAAAGGGUGGGCAGUUUGUGGUGUUGGGCGGGAUUGGGAGGGAUAGAGGGAGGGUGGGGGUGACUACGAGCCAGAAGCUGAAGGAGCUAACACUCUGUCAGCUAAUAGGGACUUUUCAGCCUAGUUCCUUCCAUACCUUCUGUGUUUAGCCAUGUACUUCCCUCCCAAUACUCAGAACUUCACUGGCUUCGAGAUUAUUUGGCAGGCCAAGGACUGGACUGCAUGUUUAUGCAUUUGCUAUCUGUUGUACAAAAUUCAAGAAAUAAACUGUUUUGAGAAAUGUUGUUAUCACCCAUCUCUUUCUGGCACCCCCAGUGACUAUGACAGUGGCCUUUGGCUGAUGUGAAUUGGGAGGGUGAAAAAAAAAAGUAUUUGGUUUUAUUAAGUUAAAAAACUCCCUUCGAAAUAUUAAAGAAACAUUUUUCAAAUUUCUUCCUUAAGUCUUAAUAUUUUCAUAUAUUAAGUGUUGUUUUUCAUUAGAAAAAGUAAUAUAUUCUUUACAGCAGUAUUGACUGGGGAAGAUCAGUUUGGGGUUGUUCCUUUUUUUUUUUUUCCAGUUGAGCUCAGAACAAAGUUUAAGUACUGUCUAACCUCUUAACAAUUUUAUGUGUUCCUGACAGUUUAAAGCAGGCCACCAAAAAUGCACAAAACCAGAUUGAACUAAUACAUUUAGUUUGGGUGUUGAUUUUCAAGGGAUAUUUAUGCCCAUAUAUUUACAGCCUCAAUCUCAGGUCCCUUUAAAUAAAUAUACUUCAGGGAUUUUUGAUGCCACCCAGUGAUGGCAGACCAAAUGUAAUAUUUAUAUGCAAUGAGCUGUUAGUGUUUGUAUUAUAAACAUGUAAAUCUGUAAAUUUUGGGGGGAGUUCACUUAUGUAAUUUGAGAUGUUAUCGUUUUCCAGCUGUGUCUUAAUAAAAAAGAUAAACUCUU